Molecule: messenger RNA, 1350 nt
Organism: Fusarium venenatum
Lineage: Eukaryota; Fungi; Ascomycota; Sordariomycetes; Hypocreales; Nectriaceae
Biological process (GO): ubiquitin-dependent protein catabolic process
Cellular component (GO): cytosol
Molecular function (GO): polyubiquitin modification-dependent protein binding
Source: RefSeq, a predicted model, not a curated record
AUGGCCGACAACCCUGAACCGAGCAGCGACUCUCAGAUCACCUUUAAGGUGAAGACCUCAUCUGAGGGCAACCACACUAUCACCAUGAGCGAGACCGCAACUGUCCUCGAUCUCAAGACCAAGCUUGCUGGCGAGGAAUUUGAGAAUAUUCCCGUCGAGCGCCAACGUUUGAUCUACUCGGGACGUGUUAUGAAGAAUGAUGAUGCACUGAGCACAUACAAGAUCAAGCAUAACAACACAAUCCACAUGGUCAAGAGCGCCGCCAGUAACCAACAACCCAACCAGACUCCCACCGCCAGUGCAUCCACAGCUACUCCCGCCCCCGCCAACAUGGCUGCAGGCACCGCGAACCAGCCCUUCGCUGGCCUUACGGGUGCUCGAUAUGCUGGUUUUGGAAAUGGACUUCCCGGACUUGACAUGUUUGGGCCCGACGGUGGUAUGGGUGCUCCUAUGGACGAGGCACGUAUUCAGCGCCUCAUGUCCGAUCCCAAUGUCCGAUCAUCUAUGAACGAGGCCUUAAACAACCCCGAUUUCAUCAACAUGCUUAUCGAGUCGAAUCCUAUGCUACGAAAUCUGCCCAACGCCCGCGAAAUUAUCUCGUCGCCUAUGAUGAGACAGAUGAUGAGUAGCCCCGAGAUGAUGACGCAGGCUAUGCGAAUGCAGCGACAAUUGAAUGGAGAAGCGCCUGGAGCAUUCCCUGCCCCUGGCGCUACCGAUACGACACCUCAAGGAGCAGCGACCGGAGAUACCCAGGGUACCGGUGGUCAAACACAGGCAGGCCAACCUCCUGUGAACCCAUUCGCUGGAUUAUCAGGUAUGCUGGGAGGUCAGCAAGGCGGAGGCAACCCGCCUGAUUUCGCACAGCUCAUGCAACAGCUCCAGGGUCUCGGUUCUCUCUACGGAGCUGGAGGCCAAGGCCAGGCUGCGACAGGACAAACAGGCUCAACCAACACACCUAGCCAAGGUGCCGCAGAUAGUACAGCUGGCGCGCAAACUUCCGGAACAACACCCGGCCAAGGUGGUGAACAGCAGGGCUCAACCACUAGCCCACCUCCCGCGAACCCAUUUGCUGCGCUCUUCCCUCCUUCCGGAGGUGCCCAGGCCAACAAUCCUUUUGGCAUGAACCCGGAGAUGAUGCAGCAGAUGAUGCAAAUGUUCGGCGGCGGUGGAAUGGGCGCGGGCGUGAACCCUCCGGCACCCGCCGAUAACAGGCCUCCUGAGGAGCGCUACGCCGAGCAACUGCGCCAGCUGAACGACAUGGGAUUCUUCGACUUUGAUCGGAAUGUUGCGGCCUUGAGACGAAGCGGCGGAAGCGUCCAGGGCGCCAUUGAGCAUCUUUUGAGCGGAUAG